UCCUAUAUUCAGAAUGAUGUGAGCCUGUCUUUUUACCAUUCUAGGUUUCACAUAUAGCCAUUUCUAAAAUUAUAAAAAGUUAACCUCUAUAUAUAUUUUCAUUUACUUCAUCUUCGGUUCAAGGCUGAAGCCUGAAAGUGUGUGGAGCUCACAUAUCCUUCGUUCUUGAUUUUACUUAUAAGGGAAAAAAAAUGGACAAGCCUCAGCAACCAUCAUAUCUAUUAUUCCUCUUCUUGUUAGCAAUAGCAACUCUUUUCCCUGUCUCACAUGGAGAUGUUGGCACAGCUGCGCACUACAGUCCUCCAUAUUUACCAACUGCCUGUUAUGGAAAUGACGAGUCACAGUUCCCUUCGAGCAAUCUGUUCGCAGCGGCUAGCGAGGGAAUAUGGGACAAUGGGGCGGCCUGUGGAAGACAAUACUUGGUAAGAUGCAUCAGUGCAGUUGCUCCUAACACUUGCAAUCGAGAGAAAAUCAUUCGGGUAAGGAUUGUAGAUCGCGCACAAACUUCUGUGUCUAGACCUUCAAGAAAUGGUGCAACCAUUAUUCUUUCUGACAUCGCGUUUGCUCAGAUUGCUAGUCCUUCUGUGUCUUCCGUGAACGUUGAAUUUCAGCAAGUUUAACGAAGCCAGGCCAGCAUUUAAUUAUCUCUGCAACUUGAAGGCUGAGAAGUCAAUGCUUUAUUCAUCUUCUUGAUUUUAGAUUGUACUUAUCGGCAUUCUAAAAAUUACUUACAUGUGGAUGUUUAACUUAUGUUUGAAUAUUAUUGCCGCUUAUACUUCUUAUUA
This is a messenger RNA of Jatropha curcas, 785 nucleotides long. Its product is annotated as EG45-like domain containing protein. The record is from RefSeq and is a predicted model, not a curated record. Lineage: Eukaryota; Viridiplantae; Streptophyta; Magnoliopsida; Malpighiales; Euphorbiaceae.